Molecule: messenger RNA, 1671 nt
Organism: Sugiyamaella lignohabitans
Lineage: Eukaryota; Fungi; Ascomycota; Dipodascomycetes; Dipodascales; Trichomonascaceae
Gene: HIS7
Product: imidazoleglycerol-phosphate synthase
Exons: 1
Coding region: 1-1671 (556 amino acids)
Biological process (GO): L-histidine biosynthetic process
Molecular function (GO): oxo-acid-lyase activity; imidazoleglycerol-phosphate synthase activity
Source: RefSeq, a predicted model, not a curated record
AUGUCUGAUUUGGUUUACGUGAUCGAUGUCGAGAGCGGCAAUUUGCAGUCGCUGCAAAAUGCUGUGGAGAAGCUCGGUUAUCGAGUCAAGUGGGUCAAGAACCGUGAACAGGGUCUGGAAGCGGUCGACAAGGCCCAGAGAAUGAUUCUGCCUGGUGUGGGCAAUUUUGGUCAUUUCAUGGAUGAAUUGCAUGGUAGAGGUCUGGCUGAUACGGUACUGGAGUAUAUUAAGUCUGGUAAACCGUUGAUGGGAAUCUGUGUCGGAUUACAGUCUAUCUUCAAGGGCUCAGUUGAGUCACCUACAGCCCAGGGUCUUGGGUUGAUUGAUAUUCGACUCAGUAGAUUCGAUGAUUCUGAAAAGUCUGUGCCUCAUAUCGGCUGGAAUGGCACAGUUUUAAAGGGUCAAGAGGGCGAUGAUAUUACCAAGUCAACACCUUCGUUAUAUGGCAUUGAUCCCUCGCAGAAGUACUACUUUGUACACUCAUUUGCUGCGGUGUUGAGCAAUGAGACCCAGAUCCAGGCUCUUCAAGGAUGGGAAUAUGCGCAAGCACAAUAUGGAUCAGAGAAAUUUGUUGCUGCUGUUGCGAAAGACAAUGUCUUUUUAACACAAUUCCACCCCGAAAAGAGUGGAGAGGCCGGUCUGUUUGUCAUUGACUCGUUCCUCAAGGGCAACAAACAUGCGCGAAUCAGCACGGAACUUGCAUCUCACAAAACCGCUCCUGGUUUGACCAAACGAGUGAUUGCUUGUUUGGAUGUACGGACCAACGAUGCUGGCGACAUUGUCGUGACAAAGGGAGACCAGUACGACGUGCGUGAGAAAGAAGGGUCCGCAGUACGAAAUCUCGGUAAACCUGUACAAGUGGCUGAGAAAUAUUAUAAACAAGGAGCCGACGAAGUCACUUUCCUCAACAUCACAUCAUUUCGAAACUCGCCAUUAAAAGAUCUUCCUAUGCUGGAGAUUCUGCGACUCACAUCCAAGACUGUAUUUGUGCCUCUUACUAUCGGAGGAGGAAUUCGAGACACUGUCGACCCUGCUACUGGUAAAGUUGUUCCUGCUCUGGAAGUAGCUGACAUGUAUUUCCGUUCUGGUGCCGAUAAAGUGUCUAUUGGCAGUGAUGCUGUGGAUGCUGCUGAGAAGUAUUAUGCCAAUGGCCGUAAAGGAGACGGCACUUCGCCAUUGGAAACCAUUUCCAAACCAUACGGAGUGCAAGCCGUAGUGGUAUCUAUUGAUCCCAAACGAGUCUAUGUUCAAUCACCCUCUGACGUCAAACAUCACACAUUCAAGACCAAGUAUCCUGGUCCUAACGGAGAAGAGUAUGUCUGGUAUCAAACCACCGUCAAAGGAGGACGAGAAACCCGUGAUCUGGGGGCCUAUGAACUAGCGCAAGCCAGCGAAGCACUCGGAGCUGGCGAACUCCUCCUCAACUGUAUUGACAAAGACGGCACGAACUCGGGAUUCGAUCUCGAGCUCAUCAACGACAUUAAAUCGGCCGUCAAGAUCCCCGUCAUCGCCUCUUCCGGAGCAGGUCGCCCCGAGCACUUCGAAGAAGUGUUCACCAAAACCACUACCGACGCAGCCCUCGGCGCCGGCAUGUUCCACCGCGACGAGUACACCGUAUCGGACGUCAAGAAGUGUCUCCAGACCGCCGGAUUCCCCACCAGACUCACAUAG